This is a messenger RNA of Malania oleifera, 1778 nucleotides long. RefSeq lists its product as uncharacterized. Gene Ontology annotation, biological process: methylation. The transcript is spliced from 2 exons. Bases 455 to 1477 code for a protein of 340 amino acids. The record is from RefSeq and is a predicted model, not a curated record. Gene Ontology annotation, molecular function: methyltransferase activity. NCBI's taxonomy places the organism in Eukaryota, Viridiplantae, Streptophyta, Magnoliopsida, Santalales, Ximeniaceae.
GGGCCCCAAGUCUUCUUCUUCAUAUCUACCGCUCCUUAACUCCCGCUGAGAGCGCAAGGAUAACGUGUACAACCGGAACCAAAUAAAAAACAAGGGAGUACGAAGUAUCGGGCGAGGCGGUGUCAUGAAGAGCGCCUUUUCUGGUGGGAGCCAUUCCUCGUCACUUUCUACAAUGAAAAGGACAAGUUGGGCAGAGAUAUGAAAUGGCAGUAGUCGUGGACUCCUUCAUUACCUUCCUUUUCAAUUUUCAUCAAUGCCAAGACCCAAGGCCAAGGCCAAGGCCACCAAGCUGGAUACGAUUCAUCUGUUCUCUAGAGCGUUGGUUUGGUGUGUGGCUGUCUUUCCUUAUCCCCAACUACACCCCACUCCCUUCAUAAGCUUCCUCUCCCCCCCUCCCACACACAAUGUCUCGCAUCAUUUGCUUCACUUCCUUCUAUUCCCCUCCUGAGUUUUCAUGUCAUUCGGUAGCAUGUCGGGUGCAGAGAAUGGCCUGGUGGAAGCCCCUGCAUGGCCGGAGCUGAAGCUCCCGGACCUGCUGUUUACCGACACUGCUCGGGAGCUCCAUGCAGCUAUAGAAAAUGAGUGGGAUUCACUUCAGCGGUCAGCAUGCCAAACAGCAGCGGGACGAGCGCUGUGGAAGCAUGUCAUCCAUGACCCGCUUGCAGGGUUGCUUGCUGGAGAGACAUACCUAAGAAGCCUCCACGAGAAGAUAAAGAAGGACCGGCUUAAUAAUGCCCGAGAGGUCUCCGGUGUGAUUCUGGCAGUUCGAACCCUCUGGUUUGAUACCAAACUUGAAGCUGCUCUCAAGUCCUUCAAUGGUGGAGAAACACAGGUGGUGUUGCUCGGUGCAGGAAUGGAUGCAAGGGCGUACCGUUUAAGUUGCCUAAAGGAAAGCCACGUCUUUGAGAUUGAUUUUCCUGAAGUCUUGCAGAUGAAAGCCACUCUUCUACGGGCAGCUACAGAAUCAAUAAAUGAAAAUCAUCUUGUUCUGGAAGCAAAAUCGUUGAACAGAGUGGCCGCUGACAUUAGAGACAGUGACUGGCUCGAAAAGCUUCAAAAAUCAGGUUACGUAUUAGAUAAGAAUACAGUGUGGGUUCUAGAAGGUAUCCUCUACUACCUCUCGCACUCGCAUGCUAUGCAAGUGUUGAAUCUCAUAGCUGACAACUGCGCUCUUACCCAGACAGUCCUCUUAGCAGAUUUUAUGAACAAACCAUCGACCACAAUCCCCAAUUCCAUAUUCCAUUUCUAUAGCGAUUGGCCUGAUCAUCUCCUUCCCUCUUUGGGGUUUUCGGAUGUUAAGCUUUCACAAAUAGGAGACCCAGAUGCCAAUUUUGGGCUCAUGCAUGACCCAUUAAAUCUGUUCAAUAAGCUCCGCAGCUUGCCUCGGUCAAUGCAGACUCACCCAGAUGACGGAACACCGUGCCGUCGCUUAUAUCUGGUGCAGGCUUCUGGUUCACCCAAUAAAACUAUUCCUUAAGAGACAAACUGGAUUCGAACAGAGAUACCACACAUGUUAGCUUCGAUUACAGUGUAGGGGUAGGCAAUCAUUGUUUGCUACUGUUGCCUAGAGAAAAGAAAUGCAUUGGUGCAACAAAAAUUGCAGAACAUCUUAUUUAAUUUAUGGACUCAGAAUAUUUUUAACAGGGGAAACUGCACCUACUCCCCCUCCCACUCCAAAAAAUGGAAGAAAAACACCUUAGCUUCAGCAAUGAAAUUCCAUUUAUCAUACAGAAUAUGAGGGAGAAAAUUCGAACUGAUAUGAAUGAUGUCUUUAAUUU